GCCCGGCGAUGGCGGGCCCCGGCCCCGGCCCCAGCCCCAACCCCGGCCUCUGGUACCACCGCGACCUGAGCCGGGCGGCGGCCGAGGAGCUGCUGGCGAGGGCCGGCCGGGACGGCAGCUUCUUGGUGCGGGACAGCGAGAGUGUGAGCGGGGCCUACGCGCUGUGUGUGCUGUUUCAAAAGCAUGUGCAUACUUACAGGAUCUUACCCGAUGAAGAUGAUUUUCUGGCUGUACAGACGUCGCAAGGGGUGCAGGUGAGGAGAUUCAAAACCCUGAAUGAGCUCAUCACGUCCUACCUUCAGCCAAACCAGGGCCUGGUCAGCACCCUGCUCUACGUGGUGGAGAGAGAGGACAAGAAGGAGACGGCAGAGGACAAGGAUUACUCAGAUGGUGAAGAUGACAAGCCGCCGCUGCCCCCGCGCUCUGCCUCCACCAGCACCUUCACGGGCAGCACCGGUCCAUGCCUCUCCCCCGUGGCACAGGACGGCACAGCUGACAGUGCCGCCAACGGAAUGACCACCAUGUCGCACGAGUACCUGAAGGCCAGCUAUCCUUUGGACCUGGAGGCUGUCAAGGCCGGAGCCACCACCCUCCCACACCUCAACAAAGCAUUGGUCACAUCCUGCAAGAGGCUCAACAGUGAAGUUGAUAAAGUCCUGGCUGGCUUGGAGAUUCUAUCGAAGAUAUUUGACCAGCAGAGUUCUCCAUUGCUGACACGCUUAAUACAGCAGGCCAGCUGUCAGGGUGGAGACCAGGAGCUGGAGAACCUGGUGAUGAAGCUGUCCGUGCUGAAGGACCUGCUGUCAUCCAUGGAGCGCAAGGUGCGUGCGAUCACCGCCAGUUCUGCGGUAUUUUCCACUUGUCCACUUUUGCUGGACGUGAGUCGGCCUUUGGUGAAUUGUGGUUUUGUUUCUCCAUCAGUUUGGCAGCUGAUAAAGUCUCAACGCGUGCACAACAAGCUAGGAAUUGUGUUCGAGAAGGACAAGGACAAGACGCAGAGGAAAGACUUCAUCUUUGAAACCACGAGGAAGCGAGAGGCGUUUUGCCAACUGCUGCAGCUGAUGAAGAACAAACAUUCGAAGCAGGAUGAACCCGACAUGAUUUCCAUCUUCAUCGGCUCCUGGAACAUGGGAAGUGCCCCGCCUCCGAAAAUCAUGGCGUCGUGGCUGGUGUCGAGGGGGAUGGGGAAAGCCCUGGACGAGAUGACGGUCACCAUCCCGCACGACAUCUAUGUCAUCGGCACCCAGGAGAACUCUGUGGCGGACAAGGAGUGGGUGGACUUUAUUCGAGGCGGCUUGAAGGAGUGCACCGACCUGGACUUCAAGCCGAUUGCGAUGCAGACUCUCUGGAACAUUAAGAUUGCCGUGCUGGUGAAACCGGAGCACGAGAACCGGAUCAGCCACGUCAGUACGUCGAGCGUGAAGACCGGCAUCGCCAACACCUUGGGUAACAAGGGAGCAGUUGGCGUUUCCUUUAUGUUCAACGGCACGUCGUUUGGGUUUGUUAACUGUCAUUUGACAUCGGGUAACGAGAAGACUGCGAGGCGGAACCAGAACUACCUGGAUAUCCUGAGGUUGCUCUCUCUGGGAGACAAGCAGCUCAGCUCCUUUGACAUCUCCUUGCGCUUCACCCAUCUCUUCUGGUUUGGCGACCUCAACUACCGGCUGGACAUGGAGUUGCAGGACAUUCUGAAUUACAUCAACCGGAAGGAACUGGAGCCUUUGCAGAAAGUUGACCAGCUCAACCUCGAGAGAGAGAAGAACAAGAUUUUCCUUCGAUUCUUUGAAGAGGAGAUCACCUUCCCUCCGACGUAUCGUUACGAGCGAGGUUCCCGGGACGUGUACGUGUGCCACAAGCAGAAACCCACGGGGAUGCGCACAAAUGUCCCAUCGUGGUGUGACCGAAUCUUGUGGAAAUCGUACCCUGAGACCCACAUCAUUUGUAAUUCAUACGGCUGCACAGACGAUAUCGUGACCAGCGACCACUCGCCCGUCUUCGGUACGUUCGAAGUUGGCGUGACCUCUCAGUUUGUGUCUAAAAAAGGCCUGUCAAAGUCAUCUGACCAAGCCUACAUUGACUUUGAGAACAUUGAAGCAAUUGUUAAAACAGCCAGCAGGACCAAGUUCUUCAUUGAGUUCUACUCGACUUGCCUGGAAGAAUUCAAGAAAAGCUCGGAAAAUGAUUCGCAGAGUAGUGACAACAUCAACUUCCUGAAGGUUGGCUGGUCGUCGAGGCAGCUGCCGACGCUGAAACCAAUUCUGUCCGAUAUCGAAUAUCUCCAGGAUCAGCACCUGCUCCUCACCGUUAAAUCACUGGAUGGUUAUGAAUCUUACGGUGAGUGCUGCAUUGCCCUGAAGUCCAUGAUCGGCAGCACCUCGCAGGUGUUCCUCACCUCCCUGUCUCACCGCGGCGAGGAAUCCGGCAACAUCCGCGGCUCCAUGAAGGUCCGCGUGCCGGCGGAGAGGGCCGGCACCCGCGAGCGGCUUUACGAAUGGAUUCGCUUGGACAAGGAUGAGACGGGAGCAGCCAAGGGCAAACCAGGAAACCGAUUGAACGCAGACAUGAAAGGGAACCCGAAGAAGCCGGCGUGUGGGGAGAUCGCCACCACCGCCGUGCUGCCGCCUCCGUCGGGGAAACAGUGCGAGGAGCCGGAGAAAGCCGUCUCUGGCCCGGCCCUACGCACACCUCCGCUGUUGCCCGCAGCUGCUCCUGACGACAGGUGGAAGCAGCAGGAGCUACAGUUGGACGCUGACGCGGUGAGCUGCAAGAACAGCUUCAACAACCCGGCCUACUACAUGCUGGAGGGGGUUCCACUGUCCCCCGAGCUGCAGAGUCCCCCCGUGACCAAGACCCCGCUGAAGACCAAAGCCCAGCCGGACAAGAAACGCCUGCCCUCGUCCCGGCCGCCGCUGGCCAGCGAGGAGGCUUCCCUCUCGGAUGAGGAGGGCCUGACGCUGAACCGGCCCCCCCCCGACUACCCGCCGCCCCCCCUGCCCAAGGUGGUGGAGGUGGACAUGGUGGACAACCCCUUCUACGCCUCGUCCAAGGACCUCCAGCGGCAGAGGUCGGCGCCGGUCAGGGACGAGCCGGGACCGAGGAGCGCGGCCUGCAAGCAGCGUCCGCCCGCGGACCCCCCGGAGACCAAAGCCCCCCACCCGCCCAAGCCCCUGGCCAAGGUGGGGCAGCUGAUGGCACCCUACCUGGCCAACCACUGUGGCCCGCCCUACCAGGGGGCAGUGGACGACCGCUCAUACUCCGCCCUGCAGAUGGCCAAGAGCCUGAGCGAUGUGGACUAUCAGCUGGGCAAGGCCGAGGGGCUACUCAGGAACCCCCCACUGCCGGUGAAGGGGGCCCAGCCAACCCGCGGGGGGCUUCUCCCUGACUACGGGAGGCCCUCCGCCUUCCCCCCUCGCUCCAUCAAGGAGAGCAUCGAAGAGGACAUGGCUGAGGAGACCUCAUGCCAAGCGAGCAGCAACAGCUCCAGCCUGUCGCACGACUCCAGCGUGGGCAACUGGCUCCGGCGCCUGGGCAUGGAGCGCUACGAGGAGGGGCUGGUCCACAACGGCUGGGAUGACCUGGAGUUCCUCAGCGACAUCACGAAGGAGGACCUGGAGGAAGCGGGCGUGACUGAGACGUCACACAAGAACAUCCUCCUGGAGAGCCUGCAGCAGAUGGGGAAGUAGCGGGCGGGCGGACAUGUUGCCUUGUUUACCCUGCAGAGGAGAAGUGCCUUAACCGAGACUGUUGCCCUCACAUCUCAGCAGAGUUUCUGAAACUCCAGAGGAAACGUUGACAAAAGACUCAAAACACCACAAGUGACCAGCGCCAGUGACCAGUUGCCCCGAGCGCUGACGGUCGGACUAACCCCACCCCAGGGUGCAGAACUACGCGCUCUGUUCCUUUCCUCCAACUCUCCCCACCCUCCCCACAGCUCGGCCCCCGAUCAUCCAGCCCUUUUGUUUUGGGGGGCUGAGGGGGGAGGUGCCUUAACAGCGAGAAAGACCCCCUUGUUAACCCAAAUCUCUUAUGCAAGUUGUAGGCCGAGAUCACGCCUGUGUGAUUUGAGUCACAGCGGUAGAGUCGCUGUCUCAGUGUCGGAGACCCGGGUUCGACCCUGACCUGCGGUGUUGUGUGUGUGUGUGUGUGUGUGCGCGUCUGUCUUUGUGUCUGUGUGUGUGUGUGUGUCUGUGUGUGUGUGUGUGUGCGCGUCUGUCUUUGUGUCUGUGUGUGCGUGUGUGUCUGUGUGUGUGUGUGUGCGCGCACACGUAUGUGUGUGGAGUUUGCACGUUCUCCCUGGGACCGUGUGGGUUUCCUCCGGGUGCUCCAGUUUCAAGAUUCGAGAGUGUUUUAAUUGUCAAAUGGACCCAAAGCGGAACAAUGGAAUACUUACUCGCAUUAUCCCAUCACAUCCCUGCUGGUGUGUCGACUAAUCGGCCCCCUGUAAAUUGCCACGAGCGUGUAGGGAGUGGAAUAAAAUGUGGGUGCCACGGUGGGGUGGCGGUAGAGUUGCUGCCUCACAGUGCCAGAGACCCGGGUUCAAUCCCGACCACGGGUGCUGUCUGUACGGAGUUUGCACGUUCUCCACGUGACCUGCGUGGCUUGUCUCCAUGUGCUCCGGAUUCCUCCCACACUCCAAAGACGUGCGGGUUUGUAGGUUAAUUGGCUUUGGUAUAAAUGUACAUUGUGUGUGUAGGAUAGUGCCAGUGUGCGGGGAUCGCUGGUGGGUGCGGGCAGACUCGGUGGGCCGAAGGGCCUGUUUCCGCUCUGUAUCUCUAAACUAAGCUAAACUAGAGCGAUUGAUGGCCAGCAUGGACUUGGCAAUCUGAAGGGCCUGUUUCCAUGCUGUAUCUUUCAUCAGUCCCCGCUUCCCACCACUCCCGGGACCAUUGCCGACAGCAUUAUCCAUGCUCCUGGGGAUUGUGUUCGGAGCGGGUGGGGUGCGGGAUUCUCCCGUGCUGCAGCAACAGCGUGCAUCACCGGAUGCCUCUCUCACAGACAGGCAGGAUUCUCUCCCUCCCUCUCUCCCUCUCUCUCGCUCUCUCUCUCUCUCUCUCUCUCUCUCUCUC
This is a messenger RNA of Leucoraja erinaceus (little skate), 5066 nucleotides long. It is a transcript of the gene inppl1a, whose product is annotated as inositol polyphosphate phosphatase-like 1a. NCBI's taxonomy places the organism in Eukaryota, Metazoa, Chordata, Chondrichthyes, Rajiformes, Rajidae. Gene Ontology annotation, biological process: phosphatidylinositol dephosphorylation. Gene Ontology annotation, molecular function: phosphatase activity; protein binding. The record is from RefSeq and is a predicted model, not a curated record.